GUACAUUGCAUACACCUAGAAAACGCGUAAUGUUUUACAGAAGAUUUCCAUCUUAGCCACCUCGAAGAUAUUUUAUGAAUCAUUAUAUUGGAAAUUGUGCAUAUACAUUUAGUAUAGAAAUAAGUAUAAAGGAAUUAUUAAUAAGAUUUAUUUAAUUAAUUUUACAUAUCGUUUAUUCAUUGUCUUAAUCAUCAUUUAAGUUGAAAAUUUUGUUUGCAACACAUCCGAGACGUAUUUUCUGAUAAGUCCUUGUCACAUUUUUUGAUGGGAAUACAAUGUCCUGGGAAGUACCAUGACCAAUGUUUUCUUUCUACUAAAAGUUUCGCUAAUGCAUUUCACAAGUUAACUUGUUACAAGUUAAUACUUGUUACAUUGUAAGAAUGGAUAGCCUUUUUACGCAAAAUAUAUGCGAUGAUUUAGAAGAUAUACCCCAAAUAGAUCAACCUGUUUGGAUUCUUGGAAAGAAAUAUCAUGCUUUAACAGAUGGAUUAACAUUGUAUUUCAGAAUUAGAAGCAAUACGUAAAGAUAUCUUAUCCAAGUUAUGGUUUAGUUACCGUAGAGGUUUCAUUCCCAUCGGUGGUUAUAAUUCUACAUUUACAACUGACAAAGGAUGGGGCUGUAUGUUAAGAUGCGGGCAAAUGGUUCUUGGUCAAGCUUUAGUCUUUUUACAUUUAGGCAGAGAUUGGCGUUGGACACCAGAAACAAAAAAUAUGACGUACCUGGAAAUAUUGAAACGCUUUGAAGAUAAAAGAGCUGCUCCUUUCUCCAUUCAUCAAAUAGCGUUAAUGGGAGCGUCAGAAGGAAAAGAAGUCGGACAAUGGUUUGGUCCAAAUACCAUUGCACAAGUAUUAAAAAAAUUGGUUGUGUACGAUGAAUGGAGCUCUAUUACGAUACAUGUAGCUUUGGAUAAUGCUUUAAUAGUUAAUGAUAUCAUAAGACAAUGUAGAGUGGAAGGUGGUACAACAGUUGAAGUAGAUGGUAAAGAACCAUUGAAAGCACCGAGCCAAUGGAAGCCUUUAUUAUUAUUAAUACCACUUCGUCUUGGUUUGAAUGAAAUUAAUCCUGUUUACCUCAAUGGACUUAAAACUUCAUUCAAGAUACCACAAUCUCUAGGAGUAAUCGGUGGAAAACCAAAUCUUGCUUUGUAUUUUAUUGGCUGUGUUGGAGAUGAAGUGAUUUAUUUGGAUCCACACACGACACAGCGUUCAGCUAAUAUUGACAAUGAGAGAGAAAUAGAUCUCACAUAUCAUUGCAAAUCUGCUAGUCGUAUUUCUAUUACAGAAAUUGAUCCCUCUGUAGCACUUUGCUUUUUCUGUGCUACAGAAAAGGAUUUUAAAUCUAUGUGUAAAACUAUGCAAGAUGAAUUAUUAGAGCCUGAGAAACAACCAUUAUUUGAAUUAUCUUCAGAGAGAUUAGUUAAUUGGUCACCGGCUGAAGAUGUCGUAUCUGAAGCAAUAGGAGCUACUAAUUUUUUAGAUUUUGAACAUAUAGAACGUCAAUAUGAUACAUCUGAUGAAGACUUUGAAUUACUUGGUUGACACUUAAUAUAUGAAACAACAAGUAAUCGACUUAAAAGAUUUAAUUUUAUUUCUUAUAAAAAAAUUCAUAUAUUGUUUUUCGUGUGGAUUUCAACGUAACAAUUUACUAUUAUUUUACUACUAUAAUCUGAUUUAAAUGAUUUAAAACUAAAUAUGUCUUUCUAUUAUAUGUGAAGAUAUUUAUAAAAAAAUUUAAUCUUUACAAAUUUAAUAAUAUUUCACAUAUAUAAAUAUGUCAUACACAUAUAAAAGAUAUAGAAGUGCAAGUUACACACAGAAUGGAAAUGGAGAUACUAUAACUAUUCAUAUAUUUACAUAAAUCUCUUUAUAGUGCAAAGUUAAAAUGUUGAAUUAUAAUAUCUCUUACAAGAAAAGAAUAUAAAAUACAGAUUCUUCAGAAACAUUAGCAGAACAUUUCUUAUCAGUUUUAUAUUUGAAUAAUA
Vespa crabro (European hornet) is the source of this 1982-nucleotide messenger RNA. It is a transcript of the gene Atg4a, whose product is annotated as cysteine protease ATG4B. Gene Ontology annotation, molecular function: protein-phosphatidylethanolamide deconjugating activity. Lineage: Eukaryota; Metazoa; Arthropoda; Insecta; Hymenoptera; Vespidae. The coding region runs from base 622 to 1539 and encodes 305 amino acids. The record is from RefSeq and is a predicted model, not a curated record. The transcript is spliced from 11 exons.